AUGCGAUACACUAUCAUCAGCUCUCUUCUGGCAGCACCGUUGCUUGCCCUUGCACAAUUCCCACCACCUGUCGAAUACUCGAACAUUCUAAGGUCGCCCAUCAAUGAGAACAUCACCAUCGCGUACAAAACUCCACCUGCCGGAACCUGUACCACCGCGUUUAGCACUCAGAAGCAGUUCACUGGCUACAUCGGUCUGCCACCCUUCACGCUGCAGCCGAUACAGCAAAACUACUCGAUCAACACCUUCUUCUGGUUCACCGAAGCAAGACAAAAUCCCGAGACAGCCCCUCUGACUAUCUGGAUCAAUGGAGGUCCCGGAAGCAGUAGCAUGAUUGGCAUGUUUGCUGAGAACGGUCCAUGUGAGGUCAUCCAGAUGCCAGACGGGUCUUACGGCACUCAAGCACGCAUGUGGGGUUGGGACAGAAGCUCCAAUGUUCUAUUCAUCGACCAGCCGGCUCAGGUUGGACUAUCCUACGACACUCUCACCAACAUGACCUAUGAUCUCUUCGGAGACAGAUAUUAUCCGCUUGAUGGAACGGUCAACAUCCCUGACAACGAAGAAGGCACACCUGAUUACGCGUUCAUGAAUGGAACAUUUGGCUCAGGCGAUCCUUCGUCGACCAGCAACACCACCGACAUAUCGGCAAGAGCUGCAUGGCAUUUCCUCCAGAGCUUUCUAUCCGCAUUUCCACAGUACAAUCCUGGUGUUCAACCAAACAGUUCCAACGUCGCGACCACCGGUGUCAACCUUUUCGCCGAAAGUUAUGGUGGCACAUAUGGUCCAACUUUUGCCAACUACUUUGAGGAACAGAACAGAAAACGCGAGAACGGCACCAUACCCAAAAACUCGACUCUGGAAAUCAAGCUCACAUCUCUGGGUAUCGUGAACGGCCUGAUCGAUUCGUUGAUCCAAGACUACUAUUAUGCUACCUUUGCCUAUAACAACACGUACGGCGUUCAGACAAUCUCGCAAACAGACGAGCUCAAUUUGAUCGAGUCAUACAACAAUGAGUGCAGCAGAGAGACGAUCCAGUGUCGCACAGUCGCCAAUGCAUCCGAUCCGGAAGGUGAAGGCGACAGCCAACAGGCCAACAUGGCUUGCGUCAAAGCCUUGUAUGACUGCAAUGGCUUGAUGGGCCCUUUUCAGAGAAAUAACCUCAGCGUUUAUGAUAUUCGUGUCGAAAAUCCCUCACCAGAUCCGCCCAACGCCUAUCUGGAAUACCUGAACACGGCAUCGGUGCAAAAAGCUAUCGGUGCUCGCGUCAACUACACCACUAGCAGUAAUGCAGUCUUCAACGCCUUCAUCAGGACGGGAGAUUCGAUGCGCGGUGGCCAGAUCCAAGAGAUUGCCAACCUUCUCCGUGCUGGCGUGCGCGUGUCGCUGAUGUAUGGCGACGCUGACUACAUUUGCAAUUGGAAAGGUGGCGAGGCUGCUUCUUUUGCCGUCGCGGCUGCCCUCGCAGAUUUUCCUUCGAACAGUUCAAAAUCCUCGUAUCUUUCUGGCUGGAACAGUGCGGGCUAUGCAGAUAUUGUUGUCAACACUACAUACGUUGGUGGAGCUGUACGCCAGUUUGGCAACUUCUCGUUCAGCAGAAUCUACGACGCUGGUCACACGGUACCGUUCUACCAACCAGAGACAGCCUUUACCGUCUUUACUCGCAUCAUCGAUGGCACCGACCUUAGCACGGGAGAGGCGGUUGAUCUGAGAAACUUCACGUCGUCAGGACCCAUGAACUCGACGCAUACAAACUCGCCACUAGCCAAGCAGCCCGAGCCUACAUGCUGGAUCAGAGCAAUUCACGACACAUGCUCGGCUGAGCAGAUUGAAGAGAUGCAAGAUUCCAAGGGCAUUGUGGCAGCAGGAAUCUGGUACUCGAACUCGAAGGAGUAUGUUGCACCCAGCAGUACGGUGACGGCAGGCAAGCCUGGCACGCCAGUAACUCAAUCAUCAAGUUCAAAGUCUAGCAGUAGCACGUCGACGGUGGCACUGACAGGAGUGUUUACUGCGACUGCGACUCCCAGUCCGAGUCAAGGGGGCGCCGGAGAGGUCAGAGCUAUGCACAAGUGGAUUCAGAGUCUGCUUGUAUUGUGUGUAUUGACUGUGGUGAUGUGA
Messenger RNA from Aureobasidium namibiae CBS 147.97, 2115 nucleotides. Its product is annotated as alpha/beta-hydrolase. The record is from RefSeq and is a predicted model, not a curated record. Gene Ontology annotation, molecular function: serine-type carboxypeptidase activity. Gene Ontology annotation, cellular component: fungal-type vacuole. NCBI's taxonomy places the organism in Eukaryota, Fungi, Ascomycota, Dothideomycetes, Dothideales, Saccotheciaceae. The coding region runs from base 1 to 2115 and encodes 704 amino acids. The transcript has 3 exons. Gene Ontology annotation, biological process: proteolysis.